UCCUCUUUUGAAUUUUCUUGUUCAAAGAAAAGCAGUCCACCCUGCUAUGCUGUCCCUAUAAAUAGUCCAGCAAUUGAGAGCUCAAAUAUUCAAACAACCUUAAGCUUCAAACUCUUCUCUCUACCCAACCUAGCUAAUUAUCUAUCUCUUCUCCUGAUCAUAACUCCAAGCCAAUUUAACCAUUGGAUCGAGUUCAGUUUGAAUUCGAUCCGAUGGUUCUGAUAAAGUCUUAAGUAAACUAGUAGUCUUAGGUAAUCCAGAGGACUACUUUUUUCCCUUCAAGGCAAAACUUUGCCAUAUUGGGAAGAUACUCUUGAUCAAGUGUUUUUUUUUAUCAAGAUGGACAAAGUAAUGAGGUUGGCAUCAGAGAAGGGUGUGGUGAUUUUUAGCAAGAGCUCAUGUUGCCUGUGCUAUGCAGUUAACAUUCUAUUUCAAGAGAUUGGGGUGAGUCCUGUGGUUCAUGAGAUUGACCAAGAUCCUGACGGCAGGGAAAUGGAGAAGGCUCUUAUGAGGCUGGGGUGCACUGCCCCCGUGCCGGCUGUGUUCAUAGGCGGAAACCUGGUGGGAUCAACCAAUGAAGUCAUGUCCCUCCACCUAAAAGGCCAACUCAUCCCAAAGCUGAAGCCUCACCAGCAGCAGACUAUGUCUUAAUUAAAACUACUCAAAUAUCAUAUUGCGAAAAAAAUAAAUUGGCUCAAAUUCGUACUGUAGUAGUGAGCUCUGCAUGCAAAGUCUAUGUAGUAGUGCUUCCUUCUUUUAUUUCUUUUUUUUUUCUUCUCCUUGAACAAGUUAUGUAGUGUUUGAUGUGUCUAGUGCUCUGUAACAUUUGAUCAGCUAUAGCAUGUAUUCUAUUUCCUAUUCUUAAUGAAGUUAACUUUAUAUA
Prunus avium (sweet cherry) is the source of this 883-nucleotide messenger RNA. RefSeq names its product Thioredoxin superfamily protein. The record is from RefSeq and is a predicted model, not a curated record. Lineage: Eukaryota; Viridiplantae; Streptophyta; Magnoliopsida; Rosales; Rosaceae.